GGCGGAGGAGCAGGAGGGUUACCGUACCUCCGGCACCCUGGACGCCAGCGCGCGGCUCGCUCGUACCGCCAUCGCCAGUUGUGCGCCGAACGCCGUCGGGAAAGGGUGUGUGUCACGCUAGGAAAGCCCACCAGACGGACGAUUUAAUACGGCAUUAAUUUUAAAGAUACGAUAAACUGAAGUGUAGUGUACGGAAAAUAUUUUCGCAGAUAUAUUGUGUGAUCAGAAACAGAGAUAUUUUUUUUUAUUUUCUCAUCGCAGUGGUAAUCGGUAUUCGGAGUAAGAGAAGAGAAAAAGGUCCGGAUAAAAAGCCAAAGAGACCGACGUCCCCAUCUGAAGGAUCGGCCAUACGCGAAGACCGCCGAGCAAACGGGACGGAUGCAUCUGGACGCGUUUUUGCAGGACGGAUUCAGCCCACGAGAACGAGGAGAGCCGUUCGCCCAGGACGCGACCCGGGAGGCAGAUCCGCAUGCAGGCCGAUUCAGAAGGGGCGUUCGUCUAGAAGUAUCCGCUUGAGAUGAACCCCCCUCUUGCAUGUGCCGUUGAAUGCAACGUCCACGUUUCGCUCGCGUGAAUCUGCACACAAGGCCGGAGACGGAUAAGGAAUAGAAGGGGAAAAUAAGAAAGCGCCCAUCAGAACAAAACGAAGUAAAGAAGUGCCAAAAAUUAACAAGGAAAGCGAAAUUACUGAGAAGUGAGAAGAGAAUAAGUGAGACCGAAACCCCAAAUGAUCCAGUGUAUAGUAGUGUACUGCAGAAAGUGAUAGUGUAACAAAAAAACGUUGUCAUACUGUCUUUUUUUUUCAACAAUAAGUGUGCCGCAUCUUAAUUUGCAUAUCGUCGUAAGUGCUUUACAAAUCCUCUUUCAACGUUAACAGUAAUAGUGACGUAGUGCUGACGUUUGACAGCGCCUGACAUAACUGUGAAACAAAACCAAUUUUUUUGAUUGUGACAUAACGUGUCUUGCUAGGAAGCGCCUAUAAUAUACUCCAGAUAACAUACUACUUAUAUAUGCAUAUUAUAUCCGCAUCAUUCCUUUAUAUUACCCCUUCUCUAGGACGUAAGUUAGUGCUAAACUCAAGUAUGUAAAAGUUACUCGUACGGAUCUAUAUAAUGGACCUCAUAUAGCUGCUAUAUUGCCUUAUAGAGCAUAUAUAAAUAAAUAUAUAUAUUCAUAUAUAUACACGGUAUCGUAGAUCCUAGCUGUCUUCCUCAUCGUCAGAACCUCUGGGACUUAGAACGUUAGUGAAGGAGACGCCCAACGUAGUGCUUUUCUCCUUAACACGGUGCGACCGAAAAGGAGGUGUGAUAUGUAUAUGUAUAUAUAGAAGUAAAUUAUAAAUAGGUAUAUAUCGAUAUCUAUAUAACCGCAGAUACACAUAGAAAGUGUAUAGAAAGCCUGGUUGUUUUUAUUCUGUGUUUUCGGUGCUGAGGAAACGAGGGAUUUCGUAAGAGAUCGCCUGCUGUUGGACCCUUCCUGAAGCCUACGCAUUCAGUCACGUCCUUCUGUCCUGCUGGUCUGAAGACUGAGGGAUAUCGAAGGCACCAGGAAGGAGAAAGGAAGCGAGGAAAGGAGGAAUAACGACACCCAAAGAAAGAGGGUAAAAGGAUCGAAGAAGGAACGGAGGAAGGAAGUUCUUUGUGCGUUUGUGUGUGUUUUUCGUUUUUCGUGAUUUUCUGUUUUAGUUUUUGUUUACAUGUGUAGUUGGUGAAGUCUCCGCGAGGACGCCAUGAUCCUUGAUAACAGGCAGGUCCCCGACAUUAUCGUGAGCCGGGAGGGACUCAGCCAGAACAACAACAACAACAACAACAACGCCCGCAAUGGCAACGGCAGUCCUCGCCACGUGGGCGGCAGAAAUGGCAACGGCAGCCCCAGGCACGUUAACUAUGGCAACGGCAGCCCCAGGCACGUUAACUACGGCAACGGGAGUCCCCGCCAUGUCAACUACGGCAGCGUCAGCCCCCGUCACGCCAACUACGGCAGUGACAGUCCUCGGCACGUGAGCUACGCCAGCGCCAGCCCCCGCCACACGCGCAGCGACAGCAGCAGCGAUGGCCGCGACGCCCCCAGCCACAUGUCGCCGCCCCCGGGAUUCAACAACAACGGCAGCCCGAGGCACACCAACAGGAACGGCUUCGGCGGCGGCCGCCAGGACGGCAACGGCAACAGCAGCGACAGUCCGCGCCACCGACAUCACCAUCACCAGCAACAACAGCAACAACAACAGCAACAUCAACAGCAACAGCAACAGCAACAGCAACAGCAACAGCAACAGCAGCAGCAGCAGCAGCACCAGCACCAGCACCAGCACCAGCAGCAGCAGCAGCAGCAGCAGCAGCAGCAGCAGCAGCACCCCCAAGGCAACGGCAACUUCGGCAGUCCGCGGCACAGCACGCGGAGCGGCUACCUGGGCAGUCCCCGCCACCACAGCAGCGGCGGCGGCAGCGUGAGCCCGAGGCACAUGCAGAGGCUCUACAGCUUCGACCAAGGCCAAGGGAGCCCCAGGCACUCGGUGGGCGACGCCGACGACACGGGCGUAGACCAGCUGGAAGAAGAGUUGAGGCGCCAUGAGCAGAGGCAGCAGGAGCAGGUGCAGCUGCAUCUGCAGCAACAUCGGCAACAGCAGCAACAGAAACAGCUUGAACACCAGCAUCGACAACACCAACAGGAACAUCGGCACCAACAGCACCAACAGGAACAGCGGCACCAACAGCACCAACAGGAACAGCGGGAACAACAGCACCAACAGGAACAGCGGCACCAACAGCACCAACAGGAACAGCGGCACCAACAGCACCAACAGGAACAGCGGCACCAACAGCACCAACAGGAACAGCGGCAACAACAGCACGAACAGCAACAGUAUCGUUUACAACAGCAACAGUUCCUCGAACAGCAGCAGAAGCAGAAACUGCGGCAGCACCAACAGCACAAUAAUCAUCCUCAGCAAACGAAUCAAAAGUAUCAAGAGCAGCCGCAGCAGAAGCAGUUGCAGCAGCAGAGGCCACAGCCGCAGCAGAGACAGCAGCAGCAGCAGCAGCAGCAGCAGGACGGCGUGGAUCGCGGCGCCAGGACGGUCAGCAAGAUCCCCGUGCAGGUGGGGGAGAAGGGGCGCGACAAGGCCAGUUCGCCCGAGUCGGCGCCCGAGAGCCAGCCUGUCCAGCUGGGUCCGGCCAGCCCGAAGAAGGCGCCGCCGAAGAAGGGGCGCGGCCACGUGACGUCGACGCCCGUGCGGAAGGCGGCGGAGCCUGAGCCGAAGGCGCCGUCGGACUUCAAGGCUGUGGUGAAGGAGUACUCGCAGCAGAGCCCCAAGCGCAUCAACCUGCGCAACAAGAACUACAACUACUUCAAGUACGGGCUGUGCCGCAUCGAGGUCAAGGACAAGCCCACCAAGAAUUGGCAGCCAUGGCGGCGCUUCGAGGAGGGCGACAAGUGGAGCUCGCCGGAGAACGACAACCUGGAGGUGCGCGACAAGCUGAACACGCACUCCACCAAGUGGAACCGCCAGAACAGGAACUGGUCGUCGCCCGAGCAGGAGGAGUGGGGCGGCGGCGGCGGCGGCGGCGGAUGGAACAUCGAGUGCGACAAGAGCGAGGAGGAGAACGACCAGGUCUUCAUUCCGGACGAGGAGGAGCGGCAGGACGAACACAUGGACGACCAAAGGCAAGAGGAGGAGGAGGACGAAGAGGCGGAGGAGGAGCCCGUGCCCAAGCGUGAGGUCCGGCGGGUGCCCCGGAGCAGCAGCUACGGCCGGAGGGAGUCCUGGCCCGCCAUGAACGGAAACCUGAUCUCGUUGCCCGUGGAGUCCGACCGCGGCCCGAGUCCCCUAGCCAGGGAGCGGGCGGCCAGUCCGCGCAGCAACGAGUCCUCCGUCAGCAACCCCCGCCGGAGCCUCAGCGGUGUGCCGGAGAACAGGAACUACCGUAUCUCGAGUCCGAUCCACCGGGGGGUGAGUCCGGUGCAGCGGGGGGCGAGUCCGAUCCACCGGGGGGCGAGCCCGAAGUGCGUGAACCGCGGGUCGUCGCCGCGGACGGUGGGCGGCAGCCGCGGGCCGAGUCGCGGGCCGAGUCCCCGCUGCGGCAGCCGGUCCAGCGGCUCCCUGGGCUCGCUGGGCACGAGUCCGGCCACAAGCAUGGACUCCCGGAAGGUGGUGGACACGGAGACCGACUGGGACUCCGGCGUGGACUCGGUUACUUCCAAGAUGGUGCUUAUUAGGUGUAAGGACGCAAACUACCUGACGAGGAUCUACCUCGACAAAGAAGGAAUACAUUCCCUGAAAGUCGUAGGGCGAGUGGGAGUGGGCGGGUCCGCGCCAGAUCACGUGAUGAACGAGGGCCAGUCAGGAGCUGCGCCAGGUAACCUCCACUCCAAUCAUCAUGCCUCCAGCGAUGACGUCACCAAAUUCAACGGUGACGUCACGGGCCGCGACAACCUAUCGGAGAACACGGCCAGUUUGAUCAGCCAAGCCACCGACAUCGAGUUCGAACAUGACACCGCCGACUACCAGUGGUUACUCGAUUAUGACCUGCCGUGCGCUAGGUAUCGCGAGAGUUACAGCCGCGAGGUGGGGACGGCGGCGUCGCUGUGCCCGGGGCGCGACGGCUCGGGGCGCGUGUCGGUGCUGGAGCCGAGCCAGGGCCAGCUGCAGGACCUCUCCUACGAGACCCUGGCCAGGAACCUCGACGCCAACCUCGCCCAGAUCGACAUGGACGACUUCCACAGCGAGGACAUCCACAACAUCCUCACGCUGCCCACCAUGUGCGGCGAGUUCCAGUCCCUCCUGCAGAGCGCCGAGGACGGAGAGAUGUUCGCCAGCGUCUCGGGCUCCAUGAUGGACCGCUACGACCUGGACUCGUCCGUGUCGCCGCGCUCCUCCUCCCACUGCGACCGGGAGGAGGAAUGCGACGAGGAGGAAGAGGAAGAAGAAGAGGAGGAGGAGGAGGAGGAUGACCGCGAGGGCGGCCACCGCGGCGACGGCCGGAGGGACGACGAACUGGAGGCGGAGGGCGAGGAGGAGGAGUACAGCGGCGUGAGCGGGGAGCUGUCCCUGUACCAGUCCGGGCCGCUGUUCUCCCCGCUGAAGGAGCCACCGCCGCUGGCCAACACCACCUUCAGCGUGGACUCCCUGGACUGCGACUCCCUCCACGACGACCUCAUCCUCACCUGCCAGGCCAACAAGGACAACUACACCAUCGCCUUCGAGGGGUCCUUCGUGCAGUACUCCGAGGACUCCGACUACCACGAGGCUGUAGAGAGCGAGUCCAGCGGCUGCAGCCACCACUGGUCCGGGGAGCGGCUGGAGGGCCGCUGCUCCGCCCCCUCCAUGACCCACUCCGACGAGCCCUAUACCACCUGGUCGAGAGUGAGCCGCAGGUCGUCGCGAACGCCGGAGGUGCCUUCGAGGGCAACCAUCGCCCACCCACAGCCGGGAGGAGGCAGCCGCGGGGCCGAGAGCGCCAAGCCCCCGGCCCAGGGCCAGUCUAGCAGCAAGAGCAACAGCAUGCCCAACCUCAUGCGGCGCUCGCUCAUGCGGCGGUCUCUCGAGGCUGCCGGAGGGUGCGUCAAGGUGUUCGACUUGCAGAACAGCAUGCGGUCCAGCCAGAGCAGCAGGACGAUAGGGAACGAGGCGAGCAACUUCUCGCUGGUGAAGCUGUUCAUGCGGCAGAAGAGUCUGAGCAAGGAGGCCGUGAGUCUGUCGUCGAGCAUAUCGCAGGAGGGCGCCUGCUGCUCCAGCUCGGACAACCAAUCCAACGUGCACGACUCCUCCGACUGGCCCAUGAACAGCCAGUCCGAGAACGACAUGGACGGGAGCGCCUCGCCGGUGCCGCCGCCGACUCUCAUGCGGCAGAACGGCGUGGUGUACCACGAGCGCGGCUUCAGGCGGAGAAGAGGCUCCCUGGGAGCGCCGGAGAUAACGCCGAGAGCCAACAACGUCACCUCGAACCUGCAGGACUUCAGUGGUGACACCACCACCAACACGGGCACCACAGACACAGCUGCUAUCACUGCCAAUGCCCAGCAAGACGGGCUCCUAAACAACAACAACAACAAUAUAAUAUCUGCAGCAGCAGUGCUAGACAACAAUAGCGUCCAGCUCACGAACACUAUGGAUAACGUGACCAGCUUUGAGGACAGCCUGAAGGAGACGAGUCCCUGCUCCAAACCGCCCGUCACCAGCCCCAUCCGGGAGGAGCCGGAGGGCAUGGACAUUUCGAUGGACAGCCGGGGGGAGAGCAAGGUGCUCCUCGACCAGUCGGAGAAGGAGACGAAGAUUGCGGAUGUGCUUAGGCUCAGAGACAACAAGCUGAACAUGGAUAAGAACAACAUGUCUCCCAUCAAGAACAUUGCCGGCAAGGACAAUGGAAAUAAGAACAUGAACAAGAAUGCCUUCAACAUCCGCGUGGACGAGCGGAAGAGAUCUCAGUCACCGGGGACACCCAAGAAGAGUGGCGGCAGCAACCGGCGCGAGGGGCCCAACAGCACGCCACGCCGCAGACAAGACUCCGGCAACUCCUCCAGCGGCUACCUCUCCAACAGGGGCUCCACAGAGAAGAUCAGGAGACCUUCAGACUCUGACACUCCCCAGCAGAAGCCUCGACCGAAACCCCGAGUGCUGAAGCAGAUGUCAGACCAGUGCCUUCAGACUUCCAACAUGAAGGUGUCUGCAACCGUCAACACAAGCUUCGAUUUCGACAAGAAAGAAGUCUACGUUUAUUAUCCAAAUUAUGCCUUACCCGACCUUGCGUUCCUCAAGGAUAAGAAAUACUGCAUGGACGCCCGGGUCUUCCUCGUCCCUCAGCACUACCACGUUCGGCCUGAGGAGGUGAGACGAGCCAGGGAGGCCAGGGCCAGGCGCCCCUUCUCGUGCGGAGACAUGGAGAAACUCAAGAAGCACGGAUUCAGCCACAUUCGGGACUGGGAUUCUCUGAAUUUCCUGCUGCCAAAAGAACUGAAAGAAAUGCUGCUUGAUGAAACAGAGUGCAUGGAAACUACAAAGCCCUCGUUCUGCCAGUCCCCGAAGCCCUCCCGGCGCCCUAUGAGCUGUGAUUACACACCACAGAGGUACUCGCACGAACUAAAGGGCUCCGCCAGCAGCAGCUCCACACAGCCUUCCUCGGGCUUCAGAGGGUCCUCUACGAUGCUCAAUGACUCCGAAGGGGAAAAUGGAGGCCUGGACCAGAGAUACGUUUAUAAGUAUGACAGUGCCAGCACAGACUCGGAAGGCAUUGAGAAGCCCCCGCCCUUACCCAAGAGGUCUAUAUCUCUACCAGUCGAUGAGAGACACGGGCCAGACGAUCCAGAUACGCCUCCACCACGACCACCUCUACCGCGGGGCAUCCUGCGAAAGACUUCGUCCCUGAAGGAAGACCCAUCAAAGGGGGCCGGAGGCCACAACAAACGCUACAGCGCAAUUGAUCCGGGCAGAGGCAACAUGAGGGAGGACCUAUUGAAGAGGAGAUCCUUGCAGGAGCCCAUGGAGUACAUGGCACACAGGAACACCAGGGAGACCAUCCCCGAGGUAGGUGCCCAACAGCCAACACAGCAGGAGGUGGAGAAGGAGCGGGCGAUGAGUCCUCCGUCCCCCAUGGGAUGCAGCUGCGUCAACCAAUGCACAGGGUUCUGUGGUAAGGGUCUUCAGAAGAAAAAUCUGCUAAGGGUCAGUGAGCUGCCAGACAUCUCCAGCCACGAGGACCUGACGGAGGAUGACCUUCUCCGCAUCAGGUCACAGGUCAGCACCUUCCUCGUUACAAAGGGAACCAGCCUAAGUCCUAUUAUGGCCGAUGUGAACGGGCCGUGUGACCUCUGCCCGAAGAAGAGUGUCAGCUUUGCAGAAAAGACGCCCAACGCCGAGCUUCCCCCAGGAGGACUUAAUACCGACGGGACCGAAGAAGACCCGAGGCCGAUGGUGUACGACGCCCACGACAAGAAGACUCUAGUGCUGUCUGUUCGCGCCGCCGUCGAAAAACUAGUCACCCAUUUCUCCACUGCUUCGUCACAGCAAGAGAAGAUCAAACUAGGUACAAGUUCCCUGAACCCAACUGUGGCCCAGAUAGCCUUAGAGAAGCUGUGUCCUGCCGUGUACGCCCUCCUGAGUGACGGGCUGCACCCCUCUCUGCACUCGCUCUUCGGCAAAAUCAACAACUCUGUGUGGCGAGUCGUCGAGGUUACCAGUCAGAUCAGUCCCUCCACAAAGGCUCUGAAUGACUUGGUGUUGACUUUGAACAGCGAGGAGUGCCUCUCCGAAGGUCCGAUCAAGUUUAAUGCUUUCGUCUUUGGACUGCUUAACAUCCGUUCCUUGGACUCCUGGAUGAGUUACCUCCGGACGCGAGAGAGCAUCAUCCAGAAGCACUACCACCCCGAGGCCUUCCUCUACCUCUCCAACACAGCCACCAGGUCCCUCUACGACGACUUGCUCAUUGCCCUCCGGCCGCUCGCCAUCCUGCCCUUCAACCUCGACCUCCUUCAUGAAUACAAGGCCCUGCACGCCAGCUUGCAGAAAAUGGAGGAGAGGCUCCUCCAGCACACGAAGGAGAGCCCAGGAGAACGCCCUCCAUCGGUCCUGGACCACCUUUUGGCCUCAAAGGAGACCAAGGAAUUCAAGAACGCGGUGCAGCAGGACCGAGUGAAAGCCCUCAUGCGCGUGCUCACCUCCCCGGACCUAGACGAGAACGAGCUCCUGCAGUCCAUCACAGACCACACUCGGGAAAGGUCCCGCAGUCCCAGACCGAGGUCGUGCUACGAACACGUGGCGAAUGAGGAGCAGAACACGACAAUGAGGAAGCGAUGGAGUGGAGUCCAACUUGGCUCGAGGCUCCUCACGGCUAUUGAUAAGCUGAUGCUUGAGGAAGCUGGCCCUUCAUCCAGCGAGGACUACACGGACUCCAUUGAUAACCCCAAGAACAAUCAGCGGCCCAGCAAUGCCCGGGGGUUGGACGGCUCGGAAGAUAAUCUCCAGACAGAUCUGAAGGUCAGUGAUAUUUCCAGCAGAGAUGGAGACAUUAGCGAGAGGUCGGCGUCAGAGAAGGACACAGAGAACGAGAAGGGGGCUCGUGCAUGUGCAAACAACGAUGAUGACGAUGAGGAACCGGAAGGAGUCAGAUUCAGGCGCUUGCAACUCAAAUGGGAACAAAUGGCAGGGCCAGAGAAGAAAGCACCUACCCCUCCCAAGGCACCAGCACCCACAGUGCCUGAGAAAGCUGUCAGUCCCAGUAGUGGCAGCAGGUCCAGAAUACCCAGGCCUGUCAGCAUGACUUCCCCGCAGCGUCCUUUCAAGCCUUUCGACCCGUCGAAAGAGAAAACUUCACCCCAGAUCAAACCAGCACUCAUGCAAAAGCAACACUUGAACACAGCACCAAAGGAAUUGCCAAAGCCAGCCCCGAGAAGGUCCCUGAAGGACAAAUCCUCCGUUCAAAACAGUCCAGAUGAACCAAGCAACACCGCGGUGCGCCCCCCAUCGGUGCGGUCGCGUCUGGCACCGCGGCCCAACUCCGUCAACCUCAGCCUGGCCACCGGUCGUGCCUCUUCAGUACCAGGUCGUGUGCCGAACACCGGAGACAAGACCAACAAUGCCAGUGGCAGGUACGAUGGACAGCGUAGGUAUGCCGGGCAGCAGCGGUCGGCCAGCCACGGGAGACGUGUGGCGCCAGGAGAUUCACCCAAGUUGGUGCAGACGCUCCACCACCGCAUGGCGACGGACAACGGCCACCUAAGCUUCAGCCGGGGGGACAUCCUGACGCUGGUCGUAGAGGUGGACGACCGCUACCUCCUCUGCUGCCACAACGACCGCAAGGGACUCGUGCCAAGGUCCUCCGUCAUCGUUUACGAGGCAUGAGGAUCGGCAUCGCCUGGAGGAAACGAGAAAGAGAGAAACAGAGAUAGAUAGAUAGAUAUAGAGAACGAGAGGAAGAUAUAUUAAUGAGUGAGAGAGAGAGAGGAAGAAAUGUAGAAGAAAGAAAGGAAAAUGAUAACAUUGUGUGCCUGAAGAUGAGAGAAGGAGUAAGCAGACCAGGCUCUCCUCUGAAGCAGUUCGGGUGCUGUGGGACUCGAAAUUUAUUGGGUAAAUAGCUUAGUGCAAUAGUAGCUGUUCGAGGAAGGUGUCUUUGAUAGGAAAUUCACCCCCCCCCCCCUCCUCGUCCACCCUCCACCCUCCUGUGUGUUGGGAGAAAUGUAUUAUCAGUUUUAAUUAUGUACAAAUCGAUUGAGGCUAUCCAAGAAAAGAAUAAAUUACAGUAAAAAUUCAUGACCAGCAACCAUUCCUUUAAGAAAAAGAAAUGAAUGUAAUUUAUGAUCACUGAGCUUAGAGCUAUGAUAUAUUUCGAGGAAGCAGACGGCAAGAGGACAAUUGCUAGCAAUGCCAGUACAUAUAGCUUUUAAGACCUUUUAUAUGCUACUCACAAAACCUGCAACAAACACUUUAAGAGGAAACUGUACAUGAUUUUGAGUAGUAUUUUCAACCUUAUGCACAUAAUCCUUCCUGUCAUUUUCUCACUGACGACGAAAACAAAGAAAGAAAAAAUAUUCAUUACUUUUAAGAAUUCUUCAAAAAACCUUAAAGAAAGAGCAUAGAAUCCCCAAAAAGGAAUGGCGGAGACGAGUGACUUCGCUGUCUUGCCAGAUGUUUCCGCUCUCCCAAAGCUCACGACAAAGGCUAUGGUAUCUUUCCUCAGUGUUGUCGUGAGGGCGAUACGCAUAACCUCAAUUCCCACAAGUUUGGCAAAUGACACUUAAGGUUUUCGGGAAUCAUUAGAGGCGUUCUUUAUGGAUGGAAUAUACUGUGACAUCUUCUUUUAUACUCGUUCAUUUUCUUUUCUCAGUGAGAUUACCCAAAUUUUACAGUCUUAGAAUCGUCAUUUCUUUCCCCCCCCCCCCC
Molecule: messenger RNA, 10870 nt
Organism: Penaeus chinensis
Lineage: Eukaryota; Metazoa; Arthropoda; Malacostraca; Decapoda; Penaeidae
Exons: 10
Coding region: 1730-9832 (2700 amino acids)
Cellular component (GO): cytoplasmic vesicle
Molecular function (GO): protein binding
Source: RefSeq, a predicted model, not a curated record